AGCGCACAGCGCCCGGCGGGUCCCCAGGGCCACCUUCCCCGUGGCAGCGAUCCCGCGCUGCCGACGGAGAAGGCCCUGGCGGUGGGGCUGGGACCAUGGAGAACUUCACGGCUGUCAGUGCCCGGAACUCGUGCACCUUCCACGAGGAGUUCAAGCAGGUCCUGCUGCCCCUGGUCUACUCGGCGGUGUUCGUGAUCGGGCUGCCCCUCAACGCCGUCGUCAUCGGGCAGAUCUGGCUGUCCCGCAAGGUGCUCACCCGCACCAUGAUCUACAUGCUGAACCUGGCCAUGGCCGACCUGCUCUACGUGUGCUCCCUGCCGCUCCUCAUCUACAACUACACCCAGAAGGACUACUGGCCCUUCGGGGAUUUCACCUGCAAAUUCGUCCGCUUCCAGUUCUACACCAACCUCCACAGCAGCAUCCUCUUCCUCACCUGCAUCAGCGUCCAGCGGUACCUGGGCAUCUGCCACCCCUUGGCCCCCUGGCACAAGAAGAAGGGCAAGAAGCUCACGUGGCUGGUGUGCGUGGUGGUGUGGCUCCUGGUCAUCGCCCAGUGCUUGCCCACCUUCGUCUUCGCCUCCACGGGCACGCAGAGGAACCGCACCGUGUGCUACGACCUCAGCCCCCCCGACCGCUCCGCCAGCUACUUCCCCUACGGCAUCACGCUGACCGUCACCGGCUUUCUGCUCCCCUUCGUGGCCAUCCUGGCCUGCUACUGCAGCAUGACCAGGAUCCUGUGCCAGAAGGACGAGCUCAUCAGCUUGGCCGUGCGCAAGAAGAAGGACAAGGCCAUCCGCAUGAUCGUCAUCGUGGUCAUCGUCUUCUCCGUCAGCUUCUUCCCCUUCCACCUCACCAAGACCAUCUACCUGAUCGUCCGCUCCUCGCCCGGCCUGCCCUGCCCGGCCCUGCAGGCCUUCGCCAUCACCUACAAGUGCACGCGGCCCUUCGCCAGCAUGAACAGCGUCCUGGACCCCAUCCUCUUCUACUUCACCCAGCGCAAGUUUCGGGAGAGCACCCGCUACCUCCUCGAGAAGGUGAGCUCCAAGUGGCGGCACGACCACUGCGUGAACUACGGCUCGUAGCCGGGGAAGGAGCCGGCCCGGCAAAGGCAGCGCCGGGGCCGGAGACGGAGCAAUUUUGGCUUUGAGCCACCACCGACGGAGCUGAGGUGGCAUCAGCUGGAGGCCGGGGUGGUGGGCCUCCAUCCAGGGCGAGGAGGAUGACAUCUCUCGAGCUUUCAGCACUUGCUGUUGUCCCCUCUGCCUCGGUUUCCCCAUCCGCCGUGAAGAACUGGGCGCUGUAAAUAGCCGGCGAAGCAAACGGGGGGCACGGGAGCCCCGGGGAGGGCUCGUCCGUGCGUCUGCCAAUGCCACCGGCGGGAUGGAGGACGGGCCGGGGUGAGCCCGGCGCGGGGCAGUCCCCGCUCACGGACCUUUAGGCUCGAUACAUUUUGCCGCAGAAACAGUUUUCCAUCACCGGAGAUGCGGGCAGCGCCGCAUCCCGGCUGGGCUGAGCCUCGGGGACGGACGGACGGACGGUCUUGGCCGUCUCCCGGGACCCGCGGGGCUGCGGCGGGCGUGCCGCGAGCGCUGUCACCUGCCCGGGCCGUUCGCGGGAGUUAAUAUUCUUGAAAAUGUCUCUGAUCGUAUUAAAAUGAAGGAAAGGAUCGUGUUUUAUAUGGGUGAAACCCGCCCGCCUUGGACCAUAUAUUCCAUGUAUAUAAUAAACCUCCCCCCUUCCAAAUA
Molecule: messenger RNA, 1745 nt
Organism: Dromaius novaehollandiae (emu)
Lineage: Eukaryota; Metazoa; Chordata; Aves; Casuariiformes; Dromaiidae
Gene: P2RY6
Product: pyrimidinergic receptor P2Y6
Exons: 2
Coding region: 96-1082 (328 amino acids)
Biological process (GO): phospholipase C-activating G protein-coupled receptor signaling pathway; cellular response to pyrimidine ribonucleotide
Cellular component (GO): plasma membrane
Molecular function (GO): G protein-coupled UDP receptor activity; G protein-coupled ADP receptor activity; G protein-coupled UTP receptor activity
Source: RefSeq, a predicted model, not a curated record